GCCCUCCUCCUCCUCGCUCCUGAUGGCAGGAAGGCGAGGGCAAGGACGCCGAUAGGGCGUGACGGCGAUGCCACAUGCAAAUCCAUACGCGGGUGGCAACGACAGACCCGCUCUGGGGCAGAACGGCAGCCGGGAGUACUUGAGGGGCACCGACAGGGGGGGCAAUGGUCUCGUUCCGACUCGAAGCGCGGCGAAGAAACAACCCAAUGGACUCGAACGUCUUUCGCUCGGGCAGUCGCCUGCGCGACGGCCUCGCCGGCGCACUUGCCUGCAGUGCCCCCUGGAGGAGGAGGAGGAGGAGGAAGGAGGAGGAGGAGGAGGAGGAGGAGGAGGAGGAGGUGCGUGCGCCCUCCGAGGACGCUCUCCCGCUCUGCUCGCCCUCGGGCGCUCCCCGCCUCGUGCGGUCGGGGGCUCCCCGGGCAGCGCUCGCUGCGCGAGCGGCAUCUCACUCGAAGUCGAGCAGGGCGGCAGCGGACAGCGACGUCGAGUUCCUGGUCCCCAGCUUGGAUACCCAGCUCCCCUCGGAGACUUCCCCUUUGAACUUCUUCCUCGGCGGCUGCGUUCCCCGCUCCUCCUGCCUCGGCGGUGGUGCUGCAUGCUGGUCUGGCUUGGCGUAGCCUGCGUCGCGG
Prorocentrum cordatum is the source of this 629-nucleotide messenger RNA. The record is from the annotation of a GenBank genome assembly. Lineage: Eukaryota; Dinophyceae; Prorocentrales; Prorocentraceae.